CGGCCGGAAUUAAGGAGUUCGAUUUUAGUAAUAAUCCCAACUUGGAAACAAUUAAUAUCAAGGGAAAUGGUGUUGAGGCGGACCUAAGCAUUUUUUCCAACUUGCCGAAACUACGAAGACUAGAAAUCGGAAUUAAUGCGACAUGGAGUAUAGGGACAAGUAAUAAUUUUUCUGGCUCCUUGGCUAGUUUAAAAAACUGUGAAAAUUUGGAAUAUUUGGAUAUUUCUUACCAGAACGAAAUCACCGGGAACCUAUUAGAAGACUUAAUAGUUCCCAUGCCCAAAUUAACUGAAUUUUAUUGUGCGGGAACUGAAUUUGAUGAACUUUUGCGACCCUCUGGUUAUAACACGAACGAUUUAAGAUUACUCUACCAGCAAAGCAUCGACAAAAAAUUACAACUAGAACGAGAACGUCAAAAAGAAAAGCAAAACCAUUUUAAAAAAAUUCUCCUUUAUAGUUUUGGCUUGUUUCUGUUGUGA
Racocetra persica is the source of this 479-nucleotide messenger RNA. The record is from the annotation of a GenBank genome assembly. NCBI's taxonomy places the organism in Eukaryota, Fungi, Glomeromycota, Glomeromycetes, Diversisporales, Gigasporaceae.